AGCUGCUGAGUUUCACUUGCAGUGCCAAGACCACUCAUUGUGAAUUUGUAGUUUACCAGGAUCCUGAUGCCACUUCCAUUCUGACUUAGUGCAAGUGCCACUCCAAUAAGUAUACCAGUGUGUGCCUUCUGUCCGGAGGAUGACUUCCCUGAGACCCUUCAUCUGUGAUGAUCUCUUCCGAUUCAACAACAUAAAUUUGGAUCCCCUCACAGAAACUUAUAGAAUUCCUUUCUAUUUAGAGUACCUGUCACACUGGCCAGAGUAUUGCAUCAUUGCGGAGGCUCCUGGAGGAGAACUUCUGGGCUACAUAAUGGGGAAAGCUGAGGGCUCUAUGGCUCGAGAACAGUGGCAUGGACAUGUCACCGCAGUAUCUGUGGCUCCUGAAUUUCGACGUCUGGGCUUAGCCGCCAAAUUAAUGGAACUUCUGGAAGAGAUUUCUGAGAGGAAAGGAGGUUUUUUCGUGGAUCUCUUUGUAAGAGUCUCCAAUCAGGUUGCAUUUAAUACAUAUAAACAACUGGGAUAUAGUGUUUACCGGACAGUAUUAAAGUACUAUUCAACCAGCAGUGGUGAGCCAGAUGAAGAUGCCUAUGAUAUGAGGAAAGCGCUCUCAAGAGACACAGAGAAGAAGUCUAUAAUUCCACUUCCUGAACCUGUGAAACCAGAAGAUGUUGGUUAACUUUGGAUGUGCUGUUUUUUAAACUUGAAAAACGUACUUACAGUAAAAUGAUUGACUAUUUAAUUGUUUUUUAAAACAUAUGUAUGUAACCGGAAUAAGUCGAUGUAAAUGAUAAUGUUAACAUGGGCUACCUUUUUUUAAUAA
Molecule: messenger RNA, 820 nt
Organism: Rana temporaria (common frog)
Lineage: Eukaryota; Metazoa; Chordata; Amphibia; Anura; Ranidae
Product: N-alpha-acetyltransferase 20-like
Exons: 6
Coding region: 140-676 (178 amino acids)
Biological process (GO): N-terminal peptidyl-methionine acetylation
Cellular component (GO): NatB complex
Molecular function (GO): protein-N-terminal amino-acid acetyltransferase activity
Source: RefSeq, a predicted model, not a curated record